Molecule: messenger RNA, 651 nt
Organism: Menidia menidia (Atlantic silverside)
Lineage: Eukaryota; Metazoa; Chordata; Actinopteri; Atheriniformes; Atherinopsidae
Source: the annotation of a GenBank genome assembly
AUGAAGCUUUUUAAAGUCCCAGCAGGCCUCUUUCUGCUUGUCCAAACCCUUCACCUGGCAGCACUUCAGGACUCCACCGACUCUCCAGGACGCACGAUUGAUAAAAGCUGGCUCCGCAAGCCCCUCAAAGCUGAAGUGGAAAAUAAUCUUUCUGCUGAGACGGGAGAAUUUAACACUGACGACAUCAGCGGGACGCCUUCUGGAUUUAUGUUAGGAAACACCGAUGAGGAGAAUCUGCUGAAUGGAGAUCUCAGUGGAAACCAAACAUCUGAUGAUCUGAGCGCAUUCCCUUCAGCGAUGUCUCCAAUAUCCGAAAAUACAACAACAACUGAGCAGUUUGGAUCAAUUGAAGACAAAACCAACACGACCACAGGAUCCACAGACCUGAGCCAAACCAACGUGACGGAAGUUGAGGAGGAAUUUAACUCGACGACAACCACAGAAAACUCCACCGGUGGAGGGGAUCUCUUCAAUAAAACCGAAACUCAGCCGACCACCUUAGCUCCAGAGGGCAGAUCAACAGGAGAAACCACAACCCCGGAGGCCAAAGGAGAGCUAGCAAACAGCACAGAAACCGCUAACACAACGGCCAAUAUGACCACGUUUCAUGAAAACCAGCAGAAACUCCGGAUCCCGGAUCCUUUCUCCUGA